Molecule: messenger RNA, 2130 nt
Organism: Solanum tuberosum (potato)
Lineage: Eukaryota; Viridiplantae; Streptophyta; Magnoliopsida; Solanales; Solanaceae
Product: MLO-like protein 6
Exons: 15
Coding region: 171-1940 (589 amino acids)
Biological process (GO): defense response
Cellular component (GO): membrane
Source: RefSeq, a predicted model, not a curated record
CUCCAAUUUUAAUUUUGAUUGCAAUUAAUUGCCUAGAAAGCAUUUAUUGCACAAAGCUACAUUAUUUCACUCUCAUAAUUGUACGUACCUUGAUAUAUUUAUAGAUAUAGAUAUCUUGAGGAACAAGUUUUGAGUGUUUUUUCUUUUAGAUCAGACGACGACGACGAAAGAUGGCGGGUGGUGGUGGUGGAAGAUCGUUGGAGCAAACGCCGACGUGGGCGGUUGCCGUUGUUUGUUUUGUGUUAGUUGCAAUAUCUAUUGUCAUUGAACAUAUUAUCCACCUUAUUGGAAAGUGGUUGAAGUCUAAAAAUAAAAGUGCCUUGUAUGAAUCACUUGAAAAGAUCAAAGCAGAGCUUAUGCUGCUGGGAUUCAUAUCAUUGCUGUUAACAGUAGGACAAAGUCCAAUUUCGAACAUAUGUGUAUCAGAAAAAAUAGGAAAUUCAUGGCAUCCAUGUAGUAAGGAAGAAGAAGAUAAUAUAAUUUCAGAAGAUUCGUCGUCUGAGCAACACCGUCGGAGACUUCUUAUGGAGGCCGCCGGUGGUGGCGUUCGACGAAUAUUGGCUGGUGGUGGUGGAGAUGACAAAUGCGCAGCCAAGGGAAAAGUACCAUUUGUGUCUGCUGAUGGAAUUCAUCAAUUACACAUUUUCAUCUUUGUGCUGGCUGUUUUUCAUGUCCUCUAUUGUAUUACAACUUUGGCUUUGGGAAGAGCUAAGAUGAGAAGUUGGAAGUCAUGGGAAAAUGAAACCAAAACAGCUGAAUACGAAUUUUCUCACGAUCCUGAGAGGUUUCGAUUUACAAGAGAAACAUCAUUUGGAAGAAGGCACUUGAGCUUUUGGACCAAAAAUCCUAUCCUACUUUGGAUUGUUUGUUUCUUUAGGCAAUUUGUAAGAUCUGUCCCAAAAGUUGACUACUUAACACUUAGGCAUGGAUUUAUUACGGCACAUUUAGCACCUCAGAGCCACCAAAAAUUUGAUUUCCGGAAGUACAUUAAACGGUCACUUGAAGAAGAUUUUAAAGUGGUCGUAGGAAUCAGUCCCCCAAUAUGGUUCCUCGCCGUGCUCUUCUUACUCUUCAAUACUCAUGGCUGGUAUUCCUAUCUCUGGCUACCAUUCAUCCCCUUGAUUGUGAUAUUGUUAGUAGGGACAAAGCUACAAGUGAUAAUUACAAAAAUGGGUCUAAGGAUUCAUGAAAGAGGAGAAGUAGUAAAAGGGGUACCUGUGGUUCAGCCAGGGGAUCACCUUUUUUGGUUCAACCGUCCUCGUCUCAUUCUUUAUCUCAUUAACUUUGUCCUCUUUCAGAAUGCUUUUCAGUUGGCCUUCUUUGCUUGGACUUGGUAUGAAUUUGGGUUGAAAUCUUGUUACCAUGACCAUACAGAGGAUAUUGUCAUCAGAAUAACUAUGGGGGUUCUCAUUCAGAUUCUGUGUAGUUAUGUCACUCUUCCUCUUUAUGCCCUUGUAACACAGAUGGGUUCAAACAUGAAAUCAACCAUUUUCAAUGAAAGAGUAGCAACAGCAUUGAAGAAUUGGCACCACACAGCAAAGAAACAUGUAAAGGAUCAAAGCAAGCAUUCUAAUCCAGUGACACCAAUGUCAAGUAGACCAGGGACACCUUCUCAUCAUGGCAUGUCACCCGUGCAUUUAUUGCGCGGACACUAUAGGAGUGAUAUGGGCAGUCUUCAAAACUCACCUCGUAGAUCAAACUACGAUGUUGAUCAUUGGGACAACGAGGGCUCACCUUCACCCUCCCGAUUUUACCAGGAGGCUGCUGAUGGCUCGUUGCACCAAAUUCAACUUGGUCAGUUGGACCAUGAAUCGCAAGAAGUUAUCGGGCCUAAUUCGUCACAAGUGGCUCCUCUACCACAUGAGGGCCACGACCAACAUGAGAUCACUAUUGCUGGAUCAAGAGAUUUUUCCUUUGAGAAAAGAACAACUAGUAUAUAGAUAUUAUUUAAUUAACAAGGGGCACAUUAUAUUCUAGAUUAUUUUUAUUAAUUUAUACUUGAUUUCAGAGAAAUGACGAUUGUAAAUUUGAGCCUAAUUGCAACAAUGGAUCUCUGUAAUUAUGAGAUGGAAAACUUGAUCUGAAAAUUCUACUAAAUGCGAAAAAGAUAUUUAAUUUUUCCAUUUUCAA